CGCAGGAAGGGAGCGCUUCCGGGUGCUGCUGGCUGAGGGGAAGCGGCGGCGGCCGGGGGGAAAGCUGCACUCGGGCCAGGGCCGAGCUCCCUCCGGCGGGCCCGCCAUGUGAGGAGACCCCGACGCCCCUCAGGUGAUCUACUUUAGGACCUCCUCUUCAAUCCGGAGCCAACUGGGUGUAGUGGUGGAGGCACCUGGCUAGAAACCAAGAGAUGGUUACAUUUCGGGCCAGGCGACAUGGACAGCAGCAGCUUCAUCCAGUUCGACGUUCCUGAAUACAGCAGCAGCGUCCUGAGCCAGCUGAAUGAACUCCGCCUGCAGGGCAAGCUUUGCGACAUCAUUGUGCACAUCCAGGGGCAGCCAUUCCGUGCUCACAAAGCUGUUUUAGCCGCCAGCUCUCCCUACUUUCGCGACCAUUCGGCGUUAAACACCAUGAGUGGCCUGUCCAUCUCCGUCAUCAAAAACCCCAGUGUCUUCGAGCAGCUGCUUUCCUUUUGCUACACUGGACAGAUGUCUCUGCAGCUGAAGGACGUGGUCAGUUUUCUGACGGCCGCCAGCUUCCUCCAGAUGCAGUGCGUCAUCGACAAAUGCACCCAGAUCCUCGAAAGCAUCCAUUCAAAAAUCAGCGUCGGAGAAGUCGACUCGGUCACGAUUGGGGCCGAAGAUCCUCUGGAGAACCACAACGGCCUGAAGGAGAGUAGCUAUUUCGCCAACCCCGUGGAGAUUUCUCCUCCCUACUGCCCACAGGGGCAUCCGCCGGCUUCAGGGAAUGACCUCCGGAUGGAAACGGCGCCGACUGGCACUCUCCGCAGCCGCCUGCAAGAAGAAGGCCACUCGGACCGGGGGAGCAGCGGGAGCGUUUCGGAGUACGAGAUUCAAGUCGAAGGGGAUCACGACCCGGUGGAGCUGAUCGUUCGAGAGAGCCAGGCGGCCGAGGUGAAAGUCAAAAUGGAAAAAUCCGACCGUCCGAGCUGCUCGGACAGCUCCUCGCUUGGCGACGACGGCUACCACACGGAAAUGGUCGACGGAGAACAAGUGGUGGCAGUGAACGUCGGGUCCUACGGCUCCGUCUUGCAAAAUGCUUUCUCAUACUCCCAGGGAUCCUCGCAGCCUGCUCCCGUCUCUGAAUCCUUCGGAAGCCUGAGGAGCUCGGGCAGCUCCAGGUCGAUGCUCGGCUCCUACCGAGGCCGCGGGCGACAGAAACGGGUCUCCACCAGCCACUUGCACAGCGAUGUUUCCGGCCUCGUGUCGGGAGCCGACGGCGAGCCCUCAGCCCACCCGCCAGGCUACGAGAGCGGCCCCCGGGAGAGGAAUUCCCGAGGCCACUGGUACGCCUACAGCGAGCGGCUGAUCUGCAUCUACUGCGGGAAGUCUUUCAACCAGAAGGGCAGCCUCGACCGGCACAUGAGGCUGCACAUGGGCAUCACCCCCUUCGUGUGCAAGUAUUGCGGGAAGAAAUACACCCGCAAGGAUCAGCUCGAGUACCACAUCCGGGGCCACACCGACGACAAGCCCUUCCGUUGCGAAGUCUGCGGGAAGUGUUUUCCUUUCCAAGGAACCUUGAACCAGCACUUGCGGAAGAACCAUCCAGGCGUGGCCGAAAUCCGUAGCCGGGUGGAGUCGCCCGACCGAACAGAAGUCUACAUGGAACAGAGAGACGACGAGGCUUCCGCCACCGAGACUCUGGAUUAUACCAUGGAUGUGCACACCCCCGAUUAAAAAAAAAAAAAAAAUGAUGCUGUUUCUCCAGGCAACUCAAAGAAAGCACACGGAUCAAUGCAUUUCCUUCUUUGAUCAGUUUCACGAGAGUUAUCAUUAUUGCGAUUUUUUUUUUUCUCCCCUCCUAAAUUUUAGCCGUUCUCACGGGUGUGGUUCUGGAAUAAAAGGCUGCUGUUUUGUUUGCAAAGAGGCAGGGUGAGCUUUACUGCUGCUUGCUGAGGGUGGGCUGAGCCUUGUUAGCUAAAGAUGUGAUGACAACAUGGAUAGUGCUGGCCGAUACACUGGCCGACACCUCCUGUUGUGUUUUGGGCAGCCCAGGAGCAGGCAGGCCCCCUCAGUUGUGAGUCUUGUUGCAUUCAAUAGGACUUGUUUCAAUUUGAUCAAGGCGGCAGAGCUCAAAAGCUACAAAAAAGCCUAGAUAUGCCUCUCAAGUCUGCUCGUUUUAUUGUGUCAUAUGGCAACCUGUGUUCAAGAAGCGUUUUGGUUUCUUUUCUUUGUGGAAUAACUAUUUCGAAAGCU
Messenger RNA from Crotalus tigris (Tiger rattlesnake), 2238 nucleotides. RefSeq names its product zinc finger and BTB domain containing 34 (gene ZBTB34). The coding region runs from base 238 to 1719 and encodes 493 amino acids. Gene Ontology annotation, molecular function: RNA polymerase II cis-regulatory region sequence-specific DNA binding; DNA-binding transcription factor activity, RNA polymerase II-specific; protein binding. The record is from RefSeq and is a predicted model, not a curated record. The transcript has 3 exons. NCBI's taxonomy places the organism in Eukaryota, Metazoa, Chordata, Lepidosauria, Squamata, Viperidae. Gene Ontology annotation, biological process: regulation of transcription by RNA polymerase II.